GACAGGCUUUCUACUGACAAAUGUUGAGUGUAGCUCGUGAGGAUUUAGCAUGUCAGGCUGUGACUACACAGCUUAGGUUUCUAUUCUUAUGCAAUGGCUUAGAGGGCAGUGCUUUGCCACAUAAUUACAGAGCCACUCUCUGUUAGGACCAGGAGUUUUGUUUGGAUGCUUCUUUCCAUACCAACUGUUUGCCUCCUGCCCACUUAGGACUCCUCCCUGACACUUUUACUUGUUUAUUAGCUUCUUUUUGUGCCCUUGUGUCAUCUGGUUUCUGGUUUUCUUCCCUUUCCUAUGCCACACAUCUGUUUAUUUCAGAGGUGAGGGGUCUGACUGAGUCGUGCCUGCACGGAUUCCUAUGCAGUACAAAGCACUUGCUGUUUGUUGCACCAUCAGAAGAGGAGUCUCAGGGAUUGACACGCUCGGACUUCACUGAAUCAGGCUGCAUCUGACAAGCAAUCUUGUCUGCAUUUUGGUGUGCUAGAGAUCAACUGGGAUUUUUCUGAUUCUAUUUUCUUUUGAAAAAAGGAUGCAUGGAAUAGAAAGAAGGUCUAAGUGCCUCUCUGAGACUAUUUUACCAAACCUGGGAUAAAUGUUACUUCUCAAAGGUACCGUUGCGUGAUUUACAAUGGAAAGAUUGCUCUGCGGCAUCCUGGUGUUUGGAAUGGCUGUCACAGUCAACGCUUGUCCCAAGUAUUGUGUCUGUCAGAACCUGUCUGAGUCACUGGGGACUUUGUGCCCCUCCAAGGGUCUCCUUUUCGUGCCACUGGACAUAGAUCGAAGGACUGUUGAACUCCGCCUUGGGGGCAACUUCAUCAUCAAUAUCAGCCGACAAGACUUUGCCAAUAUGUCUGGACUUGUUGACCUUACUUUGUCCAGAAACACCAUUAGCUACAUACAGCCCUACUCUUUCACCGACCUGGAGAGCCUUCGGUCUUUACAUCUGGACAGCAACAGGUUGCCUGAGAUUGAAGAGGAUACUUUAAGAGGUUUAAUUAACCUUCAGCAUUUGAUUUUAAACAACAACCAGCUCAGCAGCAUUUCUGACGACGCCUUUGAGGAUUUUUUACUGACGUUGGAAGACUUAGAUCUUUCCUACAAUAACCUCCGAAGCAUUCCCUGGGAAUCUAUAAGAAAGAUGAUAAACUUGCACCAGCUCAGUUUAGAUCACAACCUGAUAGAUUAUAUAACAGAGGGGACGUUUGCAGAUCUUCAGAAAUUGGCCAGAUUGGAUCUAACAUCCAACAGACUUCAGAAGCUCCCCCCCGACCCUAUAUUUGCAAGAUCACAAGUAAUGCCAUUGGUUGUCACCCCGUUUUCGCCACCUCUGUCCCUCAGCUUUGGGGGAAAUCCGCUGCAUUGCAACUGUGAGCUGCUGUGGUUAAGGCGGCUUGACAGAGACGACGACAUGGAAACCUGCGCUUCUCCUCCAAGUCUAAAGGGAAGGUACUUCUGGUACGUGCGGGAAGAGGAGUUCGUUUGCGAGCCCCCUCUAAUUACACAGCACACUCACAAGCUGCUGGUUCUGGAAGGGCAGACUGCCACGCUGAAGUGCAAAGCCAUUGGGGACCCCGCGCCCAUCAUUCACUGGGUGGCCCCCGACGACCGCCUCAUCGGGAACUCCUCCAGGACAGCUGUCUACGACAACGGCACCUUGGACAUACACAUCACCACCUCCAAGGACUACGGGACCUUCACGUGCAUAGCGGCCAACGCUGCAGGGGAGUCCACUGCAACCAUUGAACUCUCCAUCGUUCAGCUUCCCCAUCUCAGCAACGGCACAGGCAAAGCAGCUCCACCCAAAUCCCGGCUCUCGGACAUCACCAGCUCCACCAAGUCCAAUCGUGGCGAAACAAAAGGCCCCCCAGAAAGGGCUGUGCUGGUGUCAGAUGUGACCACUACCUCAGCUUUGGUCAAGUGGACAGUCAGCAAGUCGGCCCCUCGGGUAAAAAUGUACCAGCUGCAGUAUAACUGCUCGGAUGAUGAAGUCCUGAUCUACAGGAUGAUACCAGCUACCAACAAGGCCUUUGUUGUAACCAACCUUGUUUCUGGCACAGGCUACGACCUCUGUGUCCUGGCAAUGUGGGAUGACACAGCCACGACCCUUACUGCCACCAACAUUGUGGGAUGCGCCCAGUUCUUCACCAAAGAAGACUACCCUCAGUGCCAGUCGAUGCACAGCCAGUUCCUGGGUGGGACCAUGAUUCUGGUCAUUGGAGGCAUCAUUGUGGCGACUCUGCUGGUGUUCAUUGUCAUCCUCAUGGUUCGCUAUAAGGUCUGCAACAACUCCCAGGGGAAGAUGUCUAACGUCAGCAACGUCUACUCGCAGACCAACGGAGCACAGCCAGUCCAGAACGGAGUGUUGCCCCAAGUCAAUCCCAAAGUGGUGGUGAGAAAUGAACUUAUGGAGUUUAACUGUCAGUCUGCACGGAGCAGCAUCUCCUCGUCCUCCAGCUCUGCAAAUAGCCGUGACUGUGACAACUACAGCCUCCAGAGUGAACAGGGCACAUUGUCCAGUAAAUGGAGGCCUCCUUCCCGGUCAAAGCACAAUAUUGACCGGCUAAUGGGAGCUUUUGCCUCCCUGGAACUGAAAUGUCAGAAAAAGGAGGAAAUGACAGACUCCAGAACUUCCACGGUGGCCCGCCACUCGGACAAAGAGCCACUGCUGGGCCAGACAGAGUCCAAAUUCCGCAGCUUCCUCAUGUUGCCUCUGGAGGGCAAAACUAAACGUAGCCAUUCUUUUGACAUGGGGGACUUUGCCACAUCUCAGUGUUGCACCUACCCAAAAAAGAUAACAAACAUUUGGACAAAGAGGAGCCUCUCAGUCAACGGCAUGCUUUUGCAGUAUGAUGACAAUGACCUAACAGGGGCAAAAGGGACUUUUGGGAGCUCAGAGUGGGUGAUGGAAAGCACGGUGUAAAUAUCAGUGUCUCCCCCUUCUCUCCUCCCCUCGUGUGUUAUAAAGCGUGGUUUGCUUCAGGGCCAUGCAAUUGGAAAGAGAGGGGAGGAAUUUUCUGUUGUACUGGCCAAAAAGAUAGGCAAGCAAGUAAGUUACAGAAUAGUGAAAGAGAAAGAGGGUCAUGAAAUGUGAAUAGGCACAUGUGGUACCAUUCCUGUCCGGCCCCAAACCAUGCGUGAAUGUUUCAAGGAAUUUGCUAGUUGUAUUUAGCAUUGCUUUCCAAAAGUUACUCAGACUCUUGGUGAACCUUCACACAAGGAUAAACAAGGAGGAUGAAAAGGGGUUUAACAGCAGAAAUUUAAUUUUACAGAGUUUCUGUUUUCUUUCUUUCUUUCUUUCUUUCUUUCUUUCUUUCUUUCUUUCUUUCUUUCUUUCUUUCUUUCUUUCUUUCUUUCUUUCUUUUUUUCUUUCUUUCUUUCUCUUUCUUUCUUUCUUUCUUUCUUUCUUUCUUUCUUUCUUUCUUUCUCUUUCUUUCUUUCUUUCUUUCUUUCUUUCUUUCUUUCUUUCUUUCUUUUCUUUCUUUCCUCUUUCUCUAUCUCUAUCUCUAUCUAUCUCUAUCUCUAUCUCUAUCUCUAUCUCUAUCUCUAUCUCUAUCUCUAUCUCUAUCUCUAUCUCUAUCUAUCAUCUCUAUCAUCUCUAUCUCUAUCUCUAUCUCUAUCUCUAUCUCUAUCUCUAUCUCUAUCUCUAUCUAUCUCUAUCUCUAUCUCUAUCUCUAUCUCAUCUCUAUCUCUUUUUUUUUUUUUUUCUAAUGGCAGCUCUUUUCUUUUCUUUUUUUCUUUUAUUUUAACCACAGAAAUACACUUCUGUGAAUAUGACUGGUACAAGAAUAUAUCUGGUUGUCAUUGCAAGGGAUUUUCUCAAAAGUGCAGGCAGGGCCCCCACAGGGGCAGAUCAGAAUAAAUUGUUCAGAAUAGUCUCAUGGUUUUAACUGUGACAUCUGGGCAAACAAUAUUUGUUGUUGAAUGGACUUUUGGUUGGUAUUUAAUUAUUUCUGUUCUGUUUUGAUUUGUUACUACUUUUUAGUUGCUUUUUUCCCACAACACAAGGUAUGUUUCCAUGCAUAUUUUGGUUUUGCUUUCAGCCUCAUCAAAUCCCCCAGAUGGAAAGGAGGAUAUGUACAAAGGUCAAAUAUCUGAUGUACUGUAUAACCCACUUCUAAUACCAUCCCUUUUUAUCCUAGGAAAAAUUAAAUCUAGGCACAAAUAUAAAAAAAAUCAUCCUCUUUCUUCCAUCUCCAUCUUAACCUCUUCUUGUCAAUGCUCAAGGCAGAUUGCAGCAGAUAUUGAUACCUGCAGGGAUGUUGCUAUCAAAGAUGGAAAAAUAGCUAUCAGGAUAUCCUAAUAAAGGAUGAGGAAUGGGAAAACAAAAGUAGCUCCUGAGAACUCUCCACAUUAUGAAUAGCAGUGGCUUGUGGUAGAGGUCAUGCUCUCUGCUAGACUUGCACCCUACUCUGACAAAAACUCCUUGUCUGUACAGUCACCAUGACGUGUCUUGACUGUAUCAGUAACAUCAGGAAAAUUGAGUUUUUGUAUAUUUCAGGGGAUUGCUUAUGUUCCAAAUUAGCCACAGAAGCUGAGUGAAAUUUGGGUAUCUCAGAGCAGGGUGUGUCCCAUGUAUCCCCUGCAUUACAUAUAGCCCUUCCCCAGUCUGGUGCAGUCCUACUCUCCUGUCUCUCAUCCUCAGGAAGAUACUUAUAACAGGAGCUCUUCAGGGUUUGUAAACAGAUUCUCAGAUUGGAUUUUGGUGAGUAUUGCUGUGGCUAUAGAAAUACAGGUGGCUCAUCCAGCAGAAUUUGUUUUCCUUACUAAUUUUACUGUGAUUUCUAGCAUUCUGCUGGCUACUGCAACUGUCCUGUCAUUUGUUUAUUUAUUUGUUUGAUCAGCUGUUGGGAACCAUUCUGAAAUUGCACAUUGUUACUAUGAUUUUGUAAAAGAGGUAGAGAAAGUGUGCAAGGCACAGAGAAAAUAACACAUGAAAAACUCUAUGUAUAUUUUUUUUAAAAGGUUCAGAGAUAUAUUGUGACAUGGCUGUGUACUUGAUCUUGUAUUCGUCAUGUUUCCUACUUGGAGUUUUAGAUAAUGACAUCCCUGUGAUCAAAAUAUUUUUUCCUUUAUUUUCUUUCUCUUUUUUUUUUUUUUUUUUUUUUUUUGCUACAAAAUGUACAGUAAAAAAAACAUCCUUGGGG
Oenanthe melanoleuca is the source of this 5141-nucleotide messenger RNA. It is a transcript of the gene LRFN2, whose product is annotated as leucine rich repeat and fibronectin type III domain containing 2. Lineage: Eukaryota; Metazoa; Chordata; Aves; Passeriformes; Muscicapidae. The record is from RefSeq and is a predicted model, not a curated record. The coding region runs from base 626 to 2917 and encodes 763 amino acids. Gene Ontology annotation, molecular function: protein binding. The transcript has 4 exons. Gene Ontology annotation, cellular component: cell surface; postsynaptic density membrane.